GACAUUCUCUCAUUUAAUUGUUUAUUAACAAAAUGUCAAAUACUACAAACACAAUCGCUGUCCUCUACGGCGCUAAAGAUCUUAGAAUAGAAAAUCGUCCAGCAAGAGAACUGGGUGAAUUCGAUGCACAAGUAGACGUAAAAGCCACUGGUCUCUGUGGAUCUGAUCUGCAUUACUACCGUCACGGCAAGAAUGGUGACUUUGUGAUACGAGAGCCACUCGCUAUGGGUCACGAAGCAGCAGGUAUCGUCACAUCAGUUGGUACCGGCGUUACAAACCUCAAUCCAGGUGAUAGAGUAGCAAUAGAAGCUGGUAUCUACUGCUCUAGUUGUGCACUUUGCAAAUCAGGUCGCUACAAUCUCUGUCCGGAGUUGCGAUUCGCAUCAUCAGCGAAGACAUACCCACACCUAGACGGCACGCUCCAGACAAGAUUCACACAUCCUGCCCGGUUGUUGCAUAAGAUGCCAGAUGGCGUUAGCUUUGAGCAAGCUUCACUCGUAGAGCCACUGAGUGUAGUUCUCCACGGCUCAAGACGCUCGGGUGUGCGGGCCGGUCACAGUGUUCUGAUUUAUGGUGCCGGAGCAGUAGGUUUACUUGCUGCAUCAGUCGUUAAAGCUCAGGGAGCUACCUCCGUCACAGUUGUCGAUAUCGACAGCAAUAGAUUGAAUUUCGCCAAAGAGAAUAGUUUUGCAGAUAACACUGUCCUUCUACCAAUGGGACCCCGUCCUACCACCCCGGCAGAAGGCUUAGAGGCCUCGAAGAAGACUGCUGAGACAAUUCUUAGUGAAUCUGCAAGCAAAGGAAAUGACGUAGUCUUCGAAUGUACAGGUGUUGAGACUUGCAUGCAAGCCGCUAUUCACACCGCCAAGCCAGGUGGAAAAGUUGUUUACAUUGGUAUGGGUACGCCUAAUGCUACUCUCCCAAUCGCUGCAGCAGCAUUCCGUGAAGUUGACCUCGUCGGUGUGUUCAGAUAUUCCAAUACAUACGAUGACGCGUUGGGAAUGUUCGCAGCGAAGAAAUUGGCUACUGCUGAUAAACUCGUCACCCACAAGUAUAGUUUGGCAGACAGCAAAGCGGCUUUCGAGGCACUUUCGAAUGGUAAAGAUGCUGAGGGUAGACCCGCUAUUAAGAUUAUGAUUGGUGAUUAUUAGAAAUGUAGAUUAUGAUAGAUGUACAAAUGCAAAAGUGUAACUGCU
Messenger RNA from Wallemia mellicola CBS 633.66, 1196 nucleotides. Its product is annotated as GroES-like protein. Bases 33 to 1151 code for a protein of 372 amino acids. Gene Ontology annotation, biological process: D-sorbitol catabolic process. The record is from RefSeq and is a predicted model, not a curated record. Gene Ontology annotation, molecular function: zinc ion binding; L-iditol 2-dehydrogenase (NAD+) activity. Lineage: Eukaryota; Fungi; Basidiomycota; Wallemiomycetes; Wallemiales; Wallemiaceae. The transcript is spliced from 2 exons.